Drosophila innubila is the source of this 1824-nucleotide messenger RNA. RefSeq names its product general transcription factor IIH subunit 2 (gene Ssl1). Gene Ontology annotation, cellular component: transcription factor TFIIH core complex; transcription factor TFIIH holo complex. The record is from RefSeq and is a predicted model, not a curated record. NCBI's taxonomy places the organism in Eukaryota, Metazoa, Arthropoda, Insecta, Diptera, Drosophilidae. Gene Ontology annotation, molecular function: zinc ion binding. The coding region runs from base 92 to 1405 and encodes 437 amino acids. Gene Ontology annotation, biological process: DNA-templated transcription; nucleotide-excision repair; regulation of transcription by RNA polymerase II. The transcript is spliced from 3 exons.
UCUCUUAAAAGUUGGCAACAGUGGUUGGUACAGCCGGCUUUUGAUAAAUUUUGUAAUUAUUACAUUAACUUUAAAUAAAUAAGCACUCAGAAUGGCUGAUGAUGAGCAAGACGAUCAAAAGGAGUAUCGCUGGGAGACGGGAUACGAGAAGACAUGGGAAGCCAUCAAGGAGGAUGACGAUGGACUGCUGGACAGUGCCAUUGCGGACAUUAUCCAGAAGGCGAAGCGCAAGCGUCAGGCUGAAAAGACGAAACAAAAUCGCUUGGGCAUGAUGAGGCAUAUGUUCAUUGUCUUGGAUUGUUCUGAGUCAAUGAGCGUGCCAGAUUUAAAGCCCACACGUCUGUUGUGCACAUUGAAGCUGCUGGAGAUCUUUAUUGAAGAGUUCUUCGAUCAGAAUCCCAUCAGUCAGCUGGGCAUUAUAGCGCUAAAGGCCAAGCGUGCUGAGAAGAUAACCGAAUUAACCGGCACAUCGCGUGUGCAUCUCAAGGCUCUAGAAGGUUUGGCUCGUGUGUCGCUGACCAGCGAACCGUCGCUGCAAAAUGGCUUGGAUCUGGCCUUGAAGACCCUCAAGGUGGUGCCUUCGCACGCAUCGCGGGAAAUAGUCAUCAUUAUGGGCUCCUUAACCACCUGCGAUCCCGUGGACAUUAAUCUGACGAUUGAUGAGUUGAAGAAGGAACGCAUACGCUGUUCGGUUAUUUCGUUAUCAGCUGAAAUUCACAUUUGUCGCUAUUUGACACAACAAACGAUGGGCACUUUUGGAGCUGUGCUGGAUGAUUCGCAUUAUCGUGAUCAGCUGUUGUCCCAGGUGGAUCCACCGCCAGCUGCCAAGACACAGGACAAUUCCUUAAUACGCAUGGGCUUCCCGCAUAGUAAGAGCGAGGUGGAGGGCAAAGAUGCGCCACUGUCCAUGUGCAUGUGCCAUAUAGAGAACCUGGAGGAACCCAGCGAAUUGUCCACCACGGGUCAUCAUUGUCCGCAGUGCAACAGCAAGUACUGUGAGCUGCCGGUGGAGUGUCAAUGCUGCGGCCUUACGCUGGUCUCCGCUCCACAUUUAGCACGCUCCUAUCAUCAUCUCUUUCCGGUGCCCAAUUUCGAAGAGCUGCCAUUUGAAUCGGUGCCGCCAGGAGCACCCGAGUGCGGUGGAUUGCGCAAGUGCUACAGCUGCAUCAAGGUGCUCAACGCGCAGGCGGACAAAAGCGUCUUCAAGUGCGGUUACUGCAAUCAGUUCUUCUGCCUCGACUGUGAUAUAUUCAUCCAUGAGACGCUGCACGCCUGCGUUGGCUGCAAUACCAUUCCAGGAGUUGCUGGUCUGGUCUAUCAAAAGCAGGGCGGCAAAUCGGCAAACGACUCUCAGCAAACAAUGCUGCCAUCGACCUCGAAACAGCGCACUCAGUAUACCCUGUAAACCAAGCUAAGACGACUGCUUUGAUUCUUGGUUAUGUUAGAACCAUAUUAAUAUAUAGACGUAAGCUAAAGUUGCAUUUCGGAUGCAUACAAAUUGUUGUCAAUAAGAUUUUUUUAUGUCCAAAUUAAAUGUAAGUAAUUUAUACCCUGUAUUUGAAAAAGUUGAGCAUGCCAGGCAGAUAAAUCUAUUUUUUGAUUAACAAAAUUCACUUCAUCUGAUUGUAUAGUAAGCCAUUUAGUUAUUCUCGAAAAAUUACAGGGUAUAGCAAGUUUAGGCCAGACUAAAUACCAUUGAUUAUCAUUGAAAUAACUUGAGUUUUGUGCGGUACAUUCAACUCUGGUUCAAUGACAACGUUCAGCAAUUGAAAUGUUCAAGUUAUAUGACAAUCUACAAUAUAUUCUUAAAGGUUUUCCAUCGAA